UACCCAUGCCUACGCAAGAACAAGAACUUUAGUCGAACACAACAGGCUUCUCUAAACAGUUGCGCAGACAAUCGAUCUCCAUCUCAAUCAGAAGCUUGGAGGGAAAGAAGGAAAAGGAUGGGCAGCAACCUAAAUGCGGUGUUCUACGCCGAUAUAUACCACCCUAUUCAGUCCGGCAGCAUCGACGGCACCGAUAUUCUGCCGCACGACAGCGCCGUCUACCGGGCGCUCCUCUGCUCCAAUGCCGGCCUGUAUGACCCCUUCGGCGACCCCAAGGCCGUCGGCGAUCCUUACUGUACUCUCUUCGUGGGACGUCUCUCACACCUCACUACCGAACACACUCUUCGCGAGGAAAUGAGCAAAUAUGGAAGGGUGAAGAACUUGAGAUUAGUCAGACACAUUGUAACGGGUGCUUCACGUGGAUAUGCCUUUGUUGAAUUUGAAACAGAAAGAGAGAUGCGACGGGCAUACAAGGAUGCUCACCAUAAGAUCAUUGAUGAUUCUGAAAUUAUAGUUGAUUACAACAGGCAGCGGCUGAUGCCAGGCUGGAUUCCAAGAAGAUUAGGAGGGGGACUUGGAGGCAAAAAGGAAUCUGGACAACUUCGAUUUGGAGGCCGAGAUAGACCAUUCCGAGCCCCACUGCGACAGAUUCCCUUUGAUGACCUGAAAAGGCUUGGAAUACCACCUCCACCAGAGGGACGAUAUAUGUCUCGCUUUCAGGUUCCAUCACCACCCCGAAGAGAAAGGAUCUCUGUAGACUCCCCUCACAAAUACAAAGAAAGCAGGCGUUCUCAUCAGCGGGAGAGGGAGAGGUCAACCAGUACGGAACGCAAUUCCAGCAGACACAAGCGAUCCAUGGACAUAGAAGACACCUCUCGCAAGAACCAAAAGCGUAGGAGAGAGAGACGCAGCGGGAGAUCCUCUAGUCCUGAUUUUUCGUCCGAUGGAAGGAGUUCAAGGGACAGGGAAGAACGCUCGUCUCAACGACACCGAAAGCACAGCAGGCAUAAGCGGUCCGACCGUUCAUCGGGUGAAAGUUCAUUGUAUAGGGAAGAACGUCACUCUGUACAUAGGUCUCCUUCACAUCAAUAUGACAGAUGGUCUCCAAGCAGGAAGAGGUCUACCAGUUGAUUAGGAAAAACAAUUGAAUAUUUUCCCCCUCCUAAAUUUAUCUCAUCACAUUCACCUCUGAUAUGGCUAUAUAGAAAUGAAGUAGAAGAGUGAAUGUAUUCGCUUGAGACACCCUUUUUUUCUUUUCUAGGAGUUGCGGCAGGAACCAUCUUGAAAUGAUUCGAUGAGUUUGAAAUGCAAAAACACUUUUCUCUUGA
Ipomoea nil (Japanese morning glory) is the source of this 1328-nucleotide messenger RNA. RefSeq names its product U11/U12 small nuclear ribonucleoprotein 35 kDa protein. The transcript is spliced from 9 exons. Gene Ontology annotation, molecular function: snRNA binding; mRNA binding. The annotation marks the transcript as partial. Gene Ontology annotation, biological process: mRNA splicing, via spliceosome. NCBI's taxonomy places the organism in Eukaryota, Viridiplantae, Streptophyta, Magnoliopsida, Solanales, Convolvulaceae. Gene Ontology annotation, cellular component: U12-type spliceosomal complex; precatalytic spliceosome. The record is from RefSeq and is a predicted model, not a curated record.